Pedinophyceae sp. YPF-701 is the source of this 2541-nucleotide messenger RNA. NCBI's taxonomy places the organism in Eukaryota, Viridiplantae, Chlorophyta, Pedinophyceae. The record is from the annotation of a GenBank genome assembly.
AUGAAGGUGGCCCCGGGGGGCGUGACCCGGCGGGCCGGACUAGGGCAGGGGCUCCGGGGGAUCCGAGCGCCCUUGCCGCUGCGCGAGGGGGCCGCUACAGCUCGAGCACUCAUCGGGCGCCGGCCAGAGGGCCCGCCGCAACCGAACGAGCGCUUCACGAAGAAGGAUCUCAAGCGUAUUAAGCACAACGGCCCGUCCGCGAAGGAUCUCGUGCAAGAGGAGAUCACGACCGCGAAGGACAUCUUCUCGGGGGAGACCACGACGCGGCGGUACCGUUUCAUCGCGCCAGAGAUCCUGGGAGGCACCCGCUACCGGCCAGAGCCCAAGUGGUCGCGCAUACCGCAGAUGUCCAUCACAGAGCUCAUGAAGGGCCUCAAGGAGCGCAACUGGACGUCCAAGUACUAUAAGCCCGACGCGCAGCCGUGGGAGUUGGAAUUCUUCGAGUGCGCGGGGCGUUUCCUGCGCCCCGCCUUCUCUGGCUUCCGGGUGGUGGUGACGGACCACGAGGGCAACCAGCGGUGGUGCAACCUCCCGAGCCCCGGCCAGAACAACUUCCUGGACGAGUACAUGGCCGGGGGCGGCGAGGGCGGCGUGUGGCGGCCCCAGAUGACCUCUGGAAAGCCCGCUACGCCCGCCACGUACGGCCACCGGCAGGUGCUCGAGGAGAUCUUCUGCGCGUACGAGCAGAAGCUGCCGAAGAAGGCGCGCAAGGAGUUCUACACCAAGGGCUCCGUGGACACGUCCAAGGUGGCGUACGUGUGUCCGGGCGACCAGAAGCUCCGCGUGUCGUUCAAUCAGACCCCGAAUCAGUUCUCGCUUCACUGGCUCUACUGGCGCGGGCCUGCGUUCCUGGCCCUGUUCCUGUCGUUCGGCUUCGUCUUCAUCUGCGUCGGCAUCGGCCUCUUCAAGCCGCGCAAGGCCAUGCCGAGCGACGUCCAGCAGGCCCAGGACUUUGCGCAGUCCAAGGCCAAGGCACGCAAGGACGGCAACACCAGCGUCACGCUCGACGACGUCGCCGGGAUGGACGACGUGAAGGCGGAGUUCUCCGAGGUCGUGUCGUACCUCAAAGACCCGAAGCGCUACCGCGGCAUCGGCGCGAAGCCCGCGCGCGGCGUGCUGCUGGAGGGGCCGCCCGGUACGGGAAAGACGCUGAUCGCCAAGGCGAUCGCGGGCGAGGCCGGCGUGCCGUUCUACCAGAUGAGCGGCUCGGAGUUCACGGAGGCCAUCGUGGGCGUCGGCGCGGCGCGCGUGCGCGACCUUUUCAAGAAAGCAAAGGCGCAGGUGCGCAAGGCGGAACUGGAGGGGCGCUCCGGCGCGUGCAUCAUCUUCGUGGACGAGAUCGACGCGGUGGGCAUCCGGCGCGCGGAGGUCGGGAUGAAGACCAACGAGGAGCGCGAACAGACCCUCAAUCAACUGCUAACGGAGAUGGACGGGUUCGACCCGACGUCAGGGGUGGUGUUCAUCGCUGCGACGAACCGCGCGGACCUGCUGGACGGCGCACUGAUGCGCGCGGGGCGCUUCGACCGGAAGGUUCGCGUGCAGAAGCCGAACGGGGAGGCGCGCGAGGCGAUUCUGCGCGUACACGCCAAGGGGCGGCCGGUGUCGCCCGAGGUCGACCUGAAGCAGCUCGCGAACGACCUCCCGGGGCUGUCCGGCGCGGAGCUUGCGAACGUGCUGAACGAGGCCGCGCUGCAGGCGGUCCGGCGGCGCAUUAAGGCGGAAAUGAACCUGCGCUCCAAGGCGGAGCGCGGGGAGAUGUCGCGCCGCGAGGCCGACGCGGAGGUCGCGGCGAUGAAGGACGAGAUCGUGCAGGCGGACAUCGACGCGGCGGUGGACCGCAUCCUCUUCGGCGUGCGGCGGCCGGACCUGCCGAAGAUUUCCAUCAUCAAAAACAUUGCCGCGCAGGAGCUGGGCACGGCGCUGGUGUGCACGGUGCUGCGGCGGCGCACGGGGCGGCUCGAGGCGGUGGAGCGCGUGUCGAUCGCGCCGCGCGGGCGGGGGGUGUCGCGCGUGGAGUUCGCGCGCGGCGCGGACGACGACUACGUGCUCACCACGCGCGCCAAGCUGCUGGAGCGCAUCCGGACGCUGCUGGCGGGGCGCGUCGCGCAGGAGGUGUUGACGGGCAAGCAGACGACGUACGCGCACAGCAACGUGCAGAACGCGUACCAGAUGGCCAUGAAGGUUGUUGCGAACUAUGGAAUGACGACUGAGACCGGGGUGACGACGUGGGCGCCCGUGAGCCGCGGGCGCGCGUUCAUGGAGCGGUCGUUCGAGGUCGCGGUGGACAACAUCGACGAGGAUCUCUUCGGGCGGGGCGUCGAGGGUGGGCUGUGGUCUCCGAGCGACAGGACCCUGCACACGGUGCGCGCGCACGCGGCGGAGAUCGUGCGCGAGGCCGAGGCAGACUGCCGCGAGAUCCUCACGCAGUACAAGGACGCGCUGGAGCGCGGCGUGGAGGUGCUGAUGGAGCAGGAGGAGCUCAGCGGGGAGGAUGUAGAGGCGCUGUUGCCGAGCCCGAAGGCGAUGGAGCUGGCGCGGUGA